This is a messenger RNA of Epinephelus moara (kelp grouper), 7035 nucleotides long. It is a transcript of the gene cpda, whose product is annotated as carboxypeptidase D, a. The record is from RefSeq and is a predicted model, not a curated record. The coding region runs from base 133 to 4239 and encodes 1368 amino acids. Gene Ontology annotation, molecular function: zinc ion binding; metallocarboxypeptidase activity. Gene Ontology annotation, biological process: proteolysis. NCBI's taxonomy places the organism in Eukaryota, Metazoa, Chordata, Actinopteri, Perciformes, Serranidae. The transcript is spliced from 21 exons.
ACAGAGCAAACAGAGGCCAGACUGGCUCUGACAGCGAAAAUACGUCUGUCGCUGGGGAGCCAAACUCCCGGAGCUGGUGUUUAUUCUUUAAUUUAAAAGUCCGCAUGGUGUAGAAGUAGCAGAUACAUCAACAUGGGUUUCAUUUGGGACUAUCUCUCGACGACGGCGAAACUCCGGGUGCCACUUUUCGCCUUUCUCCUCUUUCUUGUUGUCUCCCUUGGUGAAACCAGGCUGCGCCGGACACGAAGCGUCAGCACCGCGACGGAGGAAACGGUAGAAACUUACAGCAAAUACUAUAAUUAUGUGGACAUGACCAGACGUUUACAGUCCUUAGCCCAGAAAUACCCUCACAUAGCUAACCUGUCGAGCAUAGGUCAGUCUGUGGAGGGCAGGGAGCUGUGGGUGAUGCGGAUCACCAAGGACCCCAACACAGACGCACCGGGGAAACCCAAAUUCAAAUACGUAGGGAACAUGCACGGCGAUGAAACCGUGUCCAGGCAGGUGUUGGUGUACCUUGUGGAGUACCUGCUGAGUAGAUAUGGGGAGGAACCGCGUAUAAAUGAGCUGGUGAACACCACGGAUAUCUACAUCAUGCCCAGCAUGAACCCUGACGGCUUUGAGAGGUCCGUGGAGGGGGACUGCAAUGGCGACAACGGGGGGCGAAAUAAUGCCCUGAAUGCAGACCUCAACAGGAGCUUUCCUGACCAGUAUGAUGGGACCCGUGUCAAACCAGAUGAGAUCCCCGAGGUCAUGGCUAUGAUCAGAUGGAUCCAGGAGAAAAAAUUCGUGCUGUCGGGGAACCUGCAUGGCGGCACUGUGGUUGCCAGUUACCCCUUUGAUGACUCACCCUCCCACCAGCAGCAGGGCCACUACAGCCAGUCGGAGGAUGACAGCCUGUUUCGCCACUUGGCCCUGGUGUAUUCCCAUAACCACCCUGUGAUGAAUACCGGGGAGCCCAACUGCCCCGAUGCCAUGGACGAAACUUUUAAAGAUGGCAUCACCAAUGGGGCGCAGUGGUAUGACGUGCCUGGAGGGAUGCAGGACUACAACUACCUCUAUGGAAACUGUCUGGAAAUCACCAUGGAGCUGAGCUGCUGCAAAUAUCCUCCUGCAUCUGAGCUCCAGAAGGAAUGGAAUAUGAACAAGGAAUCCUUGAUAGCCUACAUCGAACAGGCCCAUAUAGGUGUCCAUGGCUAUGUGAAAGAUGCUAUCAGUGGUGCUGCCCUCGCCAAUGUCAGCAUUGUGGUGGCAGGCAUUCGCCACAACCUGACGACAGGAAAAUAUGGGGACUACUACCGCCUUCUCCUCCCAGGAACAUACAACAUCACAGCUGUGGCCCCGGGCUACGCACCAGUGACAGUCUACGGUGUCCACAUUGUGGAGGGCAACGCCACAGAACAGAGCUUUACCUUGGCACCCAUGGUCAAUGAGGCUUCAGGUAGCACCACUGUGACUACAUACUCCAUGUCAUCCACUGACAAUCCAAAGCUCUCCACCACCACUACCGACGCUUCUGAUACCACCCGGGUGGUUCCUCAUGAGGGAAGUGGGAACAACCCUCCUUUACUUCCUCCUGAGCAGCAGCCCAUUCAGCCUCAGGAAUUUCGUCAUCACAACAACGCGGACAUGGAGCUGUUUUUGCGCAAGUACAGCAGCGAGUUCCCCUCUAUUACCCAUCUUUACACAGUUGGCAAGUCUGUGGAAAACCAUGAGCUCAAUGUGAUGGUCAUCUCGGAUAACCCCAAAAACCACGAGCAUGGUGAGCCAGAGUUUAAGUACAUAGCCAACAUGCACGGUAAUGAAGUGGUGGGACGAGAGUUAUUGCUCAACCUCAUCGAGUACCUGUGCCGUAACUAUGGCACUGACCCGGAGGUCACUCAGUUGGUCAACAGUACCCGCAUUCACAUCAUGCCUUCUAUGAACCCUGACGGCUAUGACGCUGCCAUUGAAGGCGAUGUAAAGGGCUACAAAGGCCGCAACAACAGCAACAAUUUCGACCUGAACCGCAACUUCCCAGACCAGUUUGUUACCAUCACAGAGCCCAGACAGCCAGAGACUAUAGCCGUGAUGAACUGGCUGAAGAGCAUCCCCUUCGUCCUGUCAGCCAACCUCCAUGGAGGUUCCUUGGUGGUCAACUACCCCUAUGACGACGACAGAGACGGGACAUCUCAUUACAGCCAGUCACCUGAUGACAAAGUCUUUCAGCAGCUGUCCAGAGCCUACUCUCAGGAGAAUCCUUUGAUGCACAAUGGACACCCUUGUGAGGAACUGUACCCGCAUGAAUACUUUCUGGAUGGCAUCACCAAUGGUGCAAACUGGUACAGUGUUCCUGGUGGCAUGCAGGACUGGAACUAUGUUAACACCAACUGUUUUGAGGUGACCAUCGAGCUGGGCUGUGUCAAAUACCCCUUGGCCAGAGACCUGCCAAAAUACUGGGAAGAAAACCGCCGAGCGUUGCUUCAGUUUAUGCAUCAGGUUCACACUGGAGUAAAAGGCACAGUCUCUGACAUUGGGGAUGGCACAGGAAUUCCCAGUGCCACCAUUAGUGUGGAGGAGAUAGACCACAACGUCACCACGGCUCAUACUGGAGACUACUGGAGACUGCUGGCCCCUGGGACUUACUCCAUCACUGCCUCCGCCCAUGGUUAUAAACCAGUGAGGACCUACGCCACAGUCCCAAAGGAUGGAGUAGAGGAGGUGGACUUCAGACUGACACGUAUACACUCAGAACCUAACGGCCAGUCUCCCAAGGGCCCACCACCCACAAGUACCCCAUCUGAGAAGGAGUUCCAGAGCUUAAUCAAGGACCUGUCUAUAGGCCAGGGUUUGGAGCAGCUGGUCAGGAGCACAGCCACAGAGAACAGCUUCCGCUACAGACGCUACAAAGAGCUGUCCGCCUUUUUGAGAGGCCUCACACUUAACUUUCCCAAAAUUACAUCCUUACACAGUUUGGGCCAAAGUGUAGAGUUUCGAACCAUUUGGGCUCUAGAAAUCUCCAACAAACCAGGGAAGGCUGAACCAUCUGAGCCCAAGAUCCGUUUUGUAGCAGGGAUCCAUGGCAACGCCCCAGUGGGCACAGAGCUGCUGCUGGAAUUUGCUGCCUUCCUCUGUAUCAACUAUGGGAAGAACCCAGCCAUCACCAGGCUGAUCAAUGAGACCCGGAUUGUCAUCGUUCCUUCUAUCAACCCAGAUGGACGAGAACAGGCUGUUGAGAAGCAGUGCACCUCCACUCAGGGCAUGACCAACACUCAUGGCAAGGAUCUGGACACAGAUUUCUUUGGAAAUGCAUCACAGCGUGUGGUGGAGGCCCAGCCAGAGACCAGAGCCAUGAUGGACUUGAUUCUAGACAAGAGCUACACUCUGUCUGUGGCCCUGGAUGGAGGCGCCCUUGUGGCUACCUACCCUUACGACAAGCCUGUCCAGUCUGUUGAAAAUGAAGGCACGUUGAAGUACUUGGCAAGUGUUUAUGCCAACAACCACCCUAAGAUGCACCUCGGGGACACCGGAUGUUCAAAUAAUGGGCAGAUGGGAAACAUCCCAGAUGGAGUUAUGAGGGCAGCAGAAAGACAAAGUCACAUGGGGAGCAUGAAGGAUUUCAGCAUGGAUUUUGGCCACUGUCCAGAGAUCACAGUGUACAGCGGCUGCUGUUUAUUUCCUCCUGCUGAGCAGCUGGCCACACUCUGGGCUGAGAACAAGAAGUCUCUCCUAAGCAUGUUGGUGGAGGUCCAUAAAGGGGUGCGCGGCGUGGUAAAGGACAAGAGUGGAAAGCCUAUUGUUGGGGCGAUCAUUGUGCUGAAUGGGGGAGUGAGGGUGUUCACUACAGAGGGCGGCUACUUUCAUGCGCUGCUGGCUCCUGGUAACCACAACAUUGAAGCUGUUGCUGAUGGCUACCAACAACAACGUCAAGAGGUGGUGGUGUCGUCCUAUGAAGCUGCUAGCUCCAUCAUCAUUGAGUUUGACAUGGAUAACAGCAUCUUUGGCCUACCCAGAGAGUUUGUGGUGGCCAGUGCAGCGGCCUCCAUGACAGCGUUGGUGGUGACGGCGUGCAUCAUCUGGUGUGUGUGCGCAGCCAAGUCUAAUCGUCAAAAAGAUGGCUUCCACCGCUUGCGACAGCACCGAGACGAUUACGACGAUGAGAUCCGGCUCACCUCCAUGGGCUCCAAGAAGUCGCUGCUCGCCCACGAGUUUCAGGAUGAGAGCGAAAGCGAUGAGGAGACACUGUACGCCAACAAAAUCUGAGAACAAUUGCACCGAUUCUGCCGUUGGCUCAGUAUUUUAUUUUGAUCUCCCCCUUAAAUUUAACCAACAAGGAACAGACUGAACUGUAGACAGCAUCUGUCUCUCUUUAUGACGAAGAUAUGAGUGAUAGAGACACUUUGUUCUGUUAUACCAACGAGCUCUAUGGACUCACUCCCAGUCACUCAGUUAUUAGUGCUACUAAAUUAUUACUUUAAAGAGCAUCCUGCUGAUGUCUGGACUGAAGGGCUUGCUCCAUCUCUACCUGACUGGAUCAGGAGAAAAGACAGAAGGUGAUAAGAAGAGGGAGGGAGAAAUAAAGGUUUGGUCCACUGUGGCCCUCAUCCGUCCUUCUGUAGCAGGUUUUGAGUUCCGCAGCUUUUUCCAUUUCCGAGCCAUGCAAGAGUGCUCUGUUAGACCACUACCUGUCCUGCCUGGCUGAGGGGUUCCAGCCGUAAAGUCCAAAUAAACUCUUGUUUAGUGGAUGUGUAAUGAACUCUGGAUGGAAGUGCUAUAUCUCACACAAUCUCCCCGCUGAUAUCUCGCAUUUCUCAAUACUGCUUUGAGCUAGGAAAUCAGAAAUGUUUCUUUUAUCUGAGACAGCAUCGCCACAUUGAAGUGUCCGAGCCUUUAGGAGACUGAAUCCAACACUGUGCCUUGGCUUCUGUAAAGUUUACAGUCCUGUCGGGCUAUAGUACGUGACAGAAAGCAGCAACAUAGCAUAGAGCGAUAGAUAAUAUUUGAUCCGUCCUAUACUCAGGUGGUAGGAAGAGAGAGAAAUUCUGAUUUAAAUGACUGCUGAAUUACAAUGUUGCACUGUUUCUGCACAGGUGACUCCAGGCUGGCUGGCCUGGGUUCAGCAGUUUUGUAUUUUUCCAGUGAGUAAAUGUGGCCAAAAUCAUCAUCAUCAUCAUCAUCACCAUCACCAUCAUGGGAGCGAGUUUCUCAAAAGCUUUAAAGCAUCAGGGAGAAUCUGUUACCAAUGAAAUGCUUGAAUGAAACCCUUACUCAGAAAGUGCGGGGUGCUCUAAUGUAUGCAUGGAGGUCACUUGCACUAAAAUGGAAAGCAAGGAUCGUCCCAUAUCAUUGGCCCAGAAAGAAAUCUCUAAAUAUGUAAUCAUAAAACAAGAAUGUAUUUUGUUGCUUUUCACUUUUUUGUUUUAAUUAUAGGUUUGUUGUAGGAUAAACUGUCUGUACAUGGAAAGUUACUGCUUACUUUCGUCACAUGUCGCAUUGAGUCUGUGCCCUGUUUUUGAUCCGAGGAUGUGCAUUCUCACCAUGUCUCAUAACGAGCAUUAUCAGUUUUGUUGUUUGAAUGUGUUUAUUCAGUCUUUAUUCCUCCACUAAACAGUACUGAAGAGUGCAGAAGUCAGACUACGUUUGUCCGUCCAUUACUGAUCACUGUCCAGGAAUCAACCAUGCUACAUGGUUUAAAGAUCCAGUGCAAAGAAAUCCACAUUUUCCAAACUCAUUGUAAAACAAAGGGCAUAUAGAUCAUAAUCCAUGCGACCAAAAUGUGGUUGAAAGCUGCGAAAAUUAAUCAAAUGGGAGUUUCAGUUGAGACUGAGGUCACACAGAGGUUUAAAGCUACUCAGUACAUAACUAUGUGUGCGUAAAUAUAAUUGCAGGGUUCCCACAGUCGUGAAAUUCUUGGACAAGUUAGGAAAUUAAAACAAAAAUGUCUGACACUAAAAUCUCGUGCUGCACUGUGUGACCAUUGAAAUGUUGCUAGUAUCACAUGAUACACAUUGCAUGCAGCUUGUUAGUGGAAGUGCAGGUAGUAGUGGGUGUUUAAUAAUUUAAGGCUUCCCAACAACAAAUGUAACACAACUCCAAAGAGGAGCAGACCCCAUUUGGAAUUGUGCCCUUCUUUAAAUCGCUUGUUGUCAGAGAGGUGUCCAGGCUAUUUCAAACUAUUUAAAGCCAUGGAAAUGUUGUAAAAUAUGGAAAAGUAAUGGGAAAGUUUGUUAAACUCGUUGGUAAAAAUGUGUGGGAACCCUGUAGUAGCCAGUUUUAAGGGACACGGUUGCUUUGACGAUAAUGCGACAAUAAGCCGUUUUUCAUUUCUCUCAUUUGUUAAGAAGCUCAUAAGUCAUUGUGUGGCAACAUUUACAUGGCGUAUAUGCGCAAAUCAGGGGAGCAGUAAGGUGAAGAGUCAUUAGAGGAAGAAAAACUGUUGUUAAUCCUGUCUGACAUGGCAUAAAAUUGAACUUGAAGCAUCUUCUAGCGUAUGAGGUGAACUUCAAAAAACCAAACUUGUGGUUAUCUUUGCUUUGGAUCUCCAUGUGUCGACAUUCCCAGCUGAAUAAAAACUGAUGCACUGGAUCAUUAAAAUCAGAUGGCUCUUAAAGUAGGAAUGCCGUGCAUGUUUUUCAUCACGUUUGAAGGAAUACACACACUUUAAUAAUUUGCCUUGAUUUCCACUCACUUUAAGAAGAUAUUCUUUCCUCCUUCUUUUAACAAAAGCAGCUGUCAUCAGUUAAGUUAAACCUGAUUUCUGUGUAGAGAGACAGUUUUGUAUUUUAUUUUUCCUUUCUUAUACCGUAUCUGUGAAUGUGUGAGUAUGAAUUCUGAGAGGUGAGCGUGUGUCAGGGUCACGCAGUGUUGGUGUGAAGAUUUUAUAUGAAAUAGAAUCGGCUGUAAAUAAUGUUUGCCAAUUGUGAAUGGGAAAAUAAAUGCAAUAUGUGUUAACCAUGAAUCUACACUCGAAACGUUUAAUAAAAGCCUCUGUGUGAUCAUGACAUGCUAACAUGCACAAAAUCUCAUGAGACACAAUGAAAUAAAACCUCUCACAGCGUC